Messenger RNA from Paramecium octaurelia, 2773 nucleotides. The record is from the annotation of a GenBank genome assembly. NCBI's taxonomy places the organism in Eukaryota, Ciliophora, Oligohymenophorea, Peniculida, Parameciidae.
AUGAUUGCUGAAGUUUAGAGUAGUGAAGAUCUAUUGGUAAUGUGUAGGAUAUGUGAGAAAUAAGUAUGAGUGUGGUAUAACAUUUGUAGACAGAUGCUUCAUUGAUUGAGAAUCAUUUAGUGAAUUGCUAACAAAUCUUUGAGGCUAGAAAGCAUUUGCAUCAAUUGGACGUGCAAAUUCAAAAAUUAGCUGAGUCUGCUUAGAACAGCUUUCGUACAAUCAAUACAAAAUAUCAAAUUCAUAAGUCCAAGCAGGCUAGAUAUACAAACCAGGAUAAUCGUGGGAUGAGAAGCAGUGCACCGUUGAAAUUGAAUCAACCAGAUGAGUGUGCAAGUGAGGAGACGGGUUCAAGAACAAACAAGGUUAGUGCAGAGCCUUUGUAUGAUUUUAGUGCGCAGUGAAAUCGAGGUUUGCGAACUUGGGAGCAAGCUUAGCAAAUAACGAGGCCUCCCAAGAGUAGACUUAGUAGGAAUGUGUGACUUAGACUGUUCAAUAGUAAAUUACGGGAGAGGAUUUCGAUCAAAUAAUGAAACAAUAGAUAAAGUUAUCAAAGAAAAUAGAAUAAUAGAAACAAGGAAAUAAGUUUGUGUAUUCUCCAGAAAUCAAACAAAUAAGUUCCCCAAUAUCGAAUGGUAUGGGUAGUCCAUUUUCUCUCGAGUACAUAUUUAUGAAUAUCCAAUAGUGAUAACACUGAAAUUUUGAAAGAUUUGAGACUACAGUUAGACUCUCUGUCCAUCAUCACUAAAUAUACUGAAGAAACUCUUAAAACAAACCAUGGUACUCAAUCAAUUUAAUUUGAUCUAAAAAUACAAGUGGAUUUGUUCAAUAUCAAACACACACUCUAAAGGGAGGUCCAAGAUCUAGUAAAAAUGACUUUGAAACUGAUAGAAGUACAUUUGAAUCAUCAUAUCAUUUUAGGAGAAGGUGCAAUGUACCUAAAAAAUAUCGAGAUUGCAGAAACUGAUUUCUGAGGAGGAGAAAAUAGAAAACCUUACAUCUCCACGUCUCAAGAUCAACAACGUAGAAUUAGGGAAUCGUAGGACUUCAUUAGGAAAUUCACUACAAGGACAUUUCGAAAUGCUCAAAAACAGUGGUAAUGGUGCCAAAUGGUUGAAUAAGUAAAACAUAGUACCGAAUUCUGAACCCAGUAAGUAGGCUUAAUCGAAAACCUUUACUGAAGGUGUAGGAAAGGAUUGUAUCUUUUAGAAAUGUCUGAGUGAAUCUGAGGAUGCAGGACAGAGUAACAAUGAAUCGGAUUCAGAGGAUGUGUAAUCUAGGGAAGUCAAAAAAGAUAUUACUAAGAAAUCACUGGAAGAAUCAUUUGAAAUAGAUGACAAUUUACAAUAAACGAAAAGCAAUAUGAUUUCGUUUAAGGAUUUGAAUCAACACCAUGCGGUCAAUAAGUGUGAUUUUGAUAAUGAGAAGGAACAGAAGGUUAAGGGGUAUUACAGUGAUGGAGAUUUCAAAACAACUAAAUUAGUCAAGAAUAAGCAAUUGUAAAUCAUAUAACACUAUUGAAUAUUUUAGAUUGAAUGUGACUCUUUAGGACUUUGAGUUUAUCCAGGUGUUGGGUGUUGGAGCAUUUGGAGCAGUGUGGCUGGUUUGUAAGAAGAAGACGAAGGAUUAUUAUGCAAUGAAGGUGAUAGAUUGUAGAAAUAAGGAUAUGAAUGAAAUUCAGAAUUUGAGAGCUGAAAAAAAUGUAUUUGAAAUCUUAGAAGGUGAUUUUGUAGUAAAAGCAUAUUAUUCAUUUAUUUAAGACAAUUGUUUGUUGUUUUUGUUAGAAUAUAUGAUGGGAGGUGAUUUCAGUUAAGUUCUUUUUCAAUAUGGGCGUAUUUCAGAAUCAGUUGCUAAGUUUUAUUUGGCUGAAUUGCUCUUAGCAAUUGAAUCAUUACACAAGAAAGGAAUAAUUCACAGAGAUCUGAAACCACAAAAUAUCUUAUUGGAUGCACAGGGUCAUCUAAAGUUGGCUGAUUUUGGGUUAUCUGAAAUCGCAUUAGUGUAAAAGAUUAAGGAAGGGAAAGACGGAUUCAAUAGUUCAAUUGAUCCUGAGGCAUUGCCAAUGAAUGUUUCAAAGAGGAACAUCAAAACGAAAAGCAAUAUCGAAUUUCAUUUACAAAAGACUACUAGUAAGACCAGUAUUUAAGAGCGAACUCAAUCAGGAAAAAGAUAGAAUAGAAUAAUUGGAACUCCUGAUUACAUUCCCCCUGAAGUCAUCAGUGGAUAAUCUAUAUCCAACUUUUCAAUAGAUUGGUGGGCUUUUGGAGUGAUUGCAUACGAAUUUUUAGUAGGCAUUCCACCAUUCAAUGAUUCCAGUAUUCCGAAGGUGUUUGAUAACAUAAUGAAUAGGAGCAUCGAAUGGCCAGAGAUAGGCAGUGGAGAGGACAUGAUGAGCUAGGAAGCAUAUGAGUUAAUCAAUUCAUUAUUGGAACCCUAAUACCACAAGAGACUUGGAGAGAAAGGCGCUGAAUAAGUAAAAUCUCAUAAGUUCUUCAAUGCAGUUGACUGGAACAACAUCAGGAAUUAGGAGGCUCCCAUGAUUCCAAUACGAGAUUUAGACUAAUUGGAGGAGGAAGAGAGCAAUAUCAGGAGGAAGAAGAAUGAGGAAGUGAAAAUGAAGAGUAGAUUGCAAUCAGUGCAAGUCUCCCAUGAUGGAAAUCUAGAUGAUGUGGCUAACCUAACCAGAGUUGAUCUAUUGGCCAAGAUCAGUUAGAAGGAUGCGGAAAAUGUAAUGAAAAAGAGAUCAAUUCGGAAGACUAUUUAACAAUUUCUAUGA